This is a messenger RNA of Annulohypoxylon maeteangense, 2140 nucleotides long. RefSeq names its product stretch-activated Ca2+-permeable channel component-domain-containing protein. Lineage: Eukaryota; Fungi; Ascomycota; Sordariomycetes; Xylariales; Hypoxylaceae. Gene Ontology annotation, biological process: calcium ion import across plasma membrane. The record is from RefSeq and is a predicted model, not a curated record. Gene Ontology annotation, molecular function: calcium channel activity. Bases 120 to 2042 code for a protein of 640 amino acids. The transcript has 2 exons.
GCGCCUAGCAUGAUCCUUUCUAGCUGACAGAUUCCCGCGAGUCAAGAUCCGACAAAACCUAUCAUUUCUGGGUAACAAUCCUACCGUUGUGAGAUGCCCUACGGGGCUAUGCUCCCAGUAUGCAACUCAGCCCACUACAGUCUCGACUGGCUGCGUCCGUGAUAGCCUCAUGUCUUCUACUCGUUAUCUAUCUGUUUCUAUUCUCCCCGCAAUUCGCUCUAGCCGCCGAGUUCGACCCCGUUUUAACCGAUCUCGAUGCGCCCGAAUUGGCCUACGAAAUACAAGAUGGCAAUCCGUCGGAAGAGUUGGACUUCCGCAGUUCAACAUAUGAGCCGGAGUUUGCGCUGUUUGAUCGGAGCAUAAUAGGGAGAGUUCCUGAUAAUGUGGCUACAAUAGCCAACAACCAAGUUGCAAAGAGCAAUCUUGCCCCCGGUGUUAAUAUGGCCUAUGUUUUCCUAGCAUCUUCAGUCUCUAGCAGGGAGACGCAAGAUUCGGAUCAACCAUUGGAGCUUCGAAGAAGUCUGAAUGGAACACAGGAAGCGGCUUCGGAUAGCCAUGGUGAUGAUGACAUUGCCAUUGAUACGGAACUUACUCGGCGGGCGACAAAAACAUUAUGGAUAUCCGCAAAUACUUGUGAUCAGCCUUGGCGUUUAUCAUCAUUGACUACCAUGGAUCCCCCGCAGCUCACUUUAUAUGUCUCGACGUCAUCUGACAAUACGUCUCCUGGUCCGCUAAAAGGCACGACUGGACAAGAUGCCAUUGUAUUUACAGAAGGCGCUGUCAUGUACAAUGUUUCUUUAGACCGAGACAUUUAUAUGAGCGUCGCAGCUCCGAGCGUUUCGACAGAGUACUUCGACACCACAAAAGAGUACAAUUUUGAACUUGUUGCUUCAACUGACCAAUAUUAUUAUUCGUAUCGCAACGCUACGGGUGAAACUGACCUUAUAUGGGUUGACAGCGAUGCAACGGCGGCUCUGCUGCAGACAAGUUUUCUAACGAAUACAUCGGAUCAAAUCCUCACUUCGAUGCCAUAUGUUGCUUUUGCCCACAAUCAGAAUAAUAACGUCCUUAAUGGGAUGCGCAACUCCUACUGUGGUUUGAGUGGAUAUGCUCAGGUUAGGAACCUGGCUGACGGGAGCAGCGGAAUGAUAACAAUGGGGUUGAAAAAUGGAGGUUACAUGAAUCUGACACGACAAGAGUUCUAUGUCACCGGCCUCAAUGCUAGUUCUAAUUAUACUGGCUUUCUCGCACGUCCUCCAGGAACGACGAGUAAUUCGAAACGACAAAGUGGUUCUUCCAGUGCAGGUGGUGGUGUUGUAUUUCAGCCAACUACAUUCCAAACUAAACCUGAUGGAACAUGUACAUUCAUCUUUAACAUGACGUUUUGUGACCAAACGCAAUACGCUGUCCCUGGGAACCUGACCAAUUUCCCUAAUGGCACAGUCCUCGCCGAAUUUUAUGAUAACUAUACGCGAACUAUGUACGACAAUUUCGACAAGGUCUUGCAACAAGUUCCCUGCGAAACUAAUUCGGUUGCCAAGUAUUCUUUGGCCAGAAAUUGCGACGACUGUAAAUCUGCUUACAAGAAUUGGCUCUGCUCUGUUGCUAUACCACGCUGCGAGGACUUCUCGCAGCCUGACCGAUGGUAUCUACAGAUGCGGAACAUUGCGUCUCCUUUCGCAAACGGUUCAUUUGUGAACCAGUCCCUAAUAGAUAAAUAUGGAGAGAUGCUAGCCUACAACUCAUCUCGGAACCCCAUAAUCGACGAUACUGUUCAGCCAGGUCCGUAUAAGGAAUUAUUACCUUGCGAGGACCUGUGUUACGAUUUAGUACGAAGCUGCCCGGCCUCAAUGAAGUUUAGUUGCCCGCGACCGCGGAAUGAAUUCACGUUUCACAACAGUUAUGGACGAGAUUUUGGCUCUGGCAGUUUGUCCUGCAAUUAUCCCGGAUCUGCACACUAUCCAGCUGGAGCAGACACGCUUACCCUUCCCGGGUUGGCACUUGUCGGCGCUGCAAGCAUACUUUUUAUGGUGCUUCUAUGAGCGUAUCACAUUAGGCGGGAAUACAGGGUCAUCGAUGGAAGGCGUCAUGGCUUGGUCGGUCCGCACCAUUUAUGGUCAUGUUGGACGAAGAACAAAAG